This is a messenger RNA of Trematomus bernacchii (emerald rockcod), 398 nucleotides long. Its product is annotated as ADP-ribosylation factor-like protein 2. The coding region runs from base 48 to 398 and encodes 116 amino acids. The transcript is spliced from 4 exons. Gene Ontology annotation, molecular function: GTPase activity; GTP binding. Gene Ontology annotation, cellular component: microtubule cytoskeleton; cytoplasm. Gene Ontology annotation, biological process: protein folding. NCBI's taxonomy places the organism in Eukaryota, Metazoa, Chordata, Actinopteri, Perciformes, Nototheniidae. The record is from RefSeq and is a predicted model, not a curated record.
AAACCAUGUUGUUGUCAUUAAUCCAUUUAAUUGUGUGACUCCUAUCCAUGCAGAAGUUAGCUGGUGCAACGCUGCUAGUGUUUGCCAAUAAACAGGACUUACCAGGAGCCCUGUCAGAGGCAAUACAAGAGGUGUGGGUGGUGGACAGCGCAGACAGACUCAGACUGGAGGACUGCAGAAAGGAGCUAAGUUCACUGCUGCUGGAGGAGAGGUUAGCUGGUGCAACGCUGCUAGUGUUUGCCAACAAACAGGACUUACCAGGAGCCCUGUCAAGAGGCAAUACAAGGCUCUGGCCCUGGAUGACAUCAAAAGCCAUCACUGGUGCAUCAUUGGUUGCAGUGCAGUUACAGGAAAUAAUGUUAAUUUUGUAUUUGUAUAAACAGCUGCCUCAUGUUUAA